Molecule: messenger RNA, 2877 nt
Organism: Osmerus eperlanus (European smelt)
Lineage: Eukaryota; Metazoa; Chordata; Actinopteri; Osmeriformes; Osmeridae
Product: putative methyltransferase NSUN7
Exons: 13
Coding region: 437-2827 (796 amino acids)
Molecular function (GO): methyltransferase activity
Source: RefSeq, a predicted model, not a curated record
UCCUCCAAUUUGUUUUUGUUAUCAAACUCAACCUGUUUGCUCGUCUGUGUGAACAUAUUAGCAAAGGUUGCUAUGCUUAAGGGUUAGAGAUUGGCUAAACAUUGUUUGAGCGAUUUCAGCUCACUUGGAGGUGAAGUCGGGUUGCAAUGUAACUUAAAGCUACAGUACAAGGUUAGAGCCACUAAAUCACAAUUAAUACUGUACACCAGUGUCGUGGUGCUGAAGUUCGCUCGCUUAUUAUGUAAAAGUGUUUGUGGACGAAUAUUUGCUGGUAAACUUUUUUGUCUGAAAAUCAUCAUGUAAAAUGAGAAUGUCUGGUAGCGGAUACUGGACUUCGGAAAGAAUAAAAAGUCAAGGACGCCUCCCUUUACGUUGUUAAGUGGUGAGAGUUUUAUUGACUGGAGGCGUGGCGUUUUCAAGGCGUGGACACAAAAAGAUGGUUAAACACAGCGCAGGGUCCCAGCGGUCUUCUGUGUCCAGGACCAGUGGUGGGUCCCAGAUCUCUGGCCUUAAAGACCUCACCCUCCUGGAUAAAACCAACCUGGAGUCAGAGGAGAACACAGUCCUUCCCACACCUGUGGAGGGCCAGUGGGGAUUCCUAGACAGUGUCUACCUGCUGGCUGCGGUUAUUUUCCAGAACACUCACCAGGAGAAGCCAGCGGCCCACCGAUUGGUCAGUUUUGGCAAGAAGUCGGGACUUCCUGUGCCAGGGGCAAAAGAUGAAGUGUCCCAGCGCAGUGCCUAUGAGCUUGCCUUCAAUGCACUCAAAUAUCAAGAACUGUUGGAGGACAUCAUGAUUGACAGCUGCUUCUACUUCUCUCAGCCAAUGCCGGACGACCAGAUGAGCCUGGUGGCGGUGAUGCUUUACGACUUCCAGGACAGGAAGUUCUUCCCGCGGGAGUGCCCGGGGGAGGAGUUCAUACAGGAAGUUCGAGACACAGAGAGCUGUCUUCUCAGGUUCAAGACCAAGCUGGCAGCCUCCCUGGCGCGUUGCAGGAUCAAGCACGACCUGCUGACCAUCGACUGCAUCCUGCCUGAGAGUGUGAGGAGAAAGCAGCAGAGAGCCAGCAGCCUGCCCCUCCACGCCUGGGUCAACACACUCAGGAGCAGCCUUGACGAGGUGUGCAGGGUCCUGAAGCAAGAGGGAUUCUCCCAGGUGACUUCCGUCAGUCAGCUGGAGGGGCAGACCUUCUGUCAGGACCCCCACUGCGACGACAUGCUGGUGUUCCCUGCCCCGGUCAAAGCUGACCUGUACCGCACCAGGCUGCUCAGCCAAUACAAGCUCAUCAUCCAGGACAAGUCGUGCUGUGUGGGCCCCUACGUGGUGCGGCCCCUGUUGGCCCCCGAGGGGGACGUCCUGGUGGCGGGCUGCUCGUCGGGCCUCACCGUGGCACACACCGCCUCCCUGCUGGGCCCGCGCCACACCCCCCGCGGCAGCAAGUCCAGAGUGUCCGUCUGCGUGGGCGAGCGCCCCCCCGAGCAGAGGGAGGAGCUACAGGAGACGCUCGCCAACGUGGGCUGCAAGAAUGUGAAGCUGAUCCCGGAGAGCUUCCUGUCUGUGGAGCCGGCUGACCCCAGGCUCCAGAGGGUCCGGCUCAUCCUGCUGCUCCCCCAGUGCUCUGUGUCUGCGCUCAGCAACCCUGUAGACUUCAUACUCCAGGAGAACGGAGACACAGACCUACUCCAAGACCUAUCCCAGGGGGCCAUAGCCCAGACUAAGCUGGAUGCACUGGUGGCACAACAGAAGAAGAGCAUCGAUCAUGCCCUGAAGUUCCCUAAGGUGCAGGUGGUGGUAUAUUCCACCUGCUCCUCCUACCCAGAGGAGAACGAGGAGGUGUUAGCGAGAGCUCUGGAGCAGAACAGACCAUCACCAGACCAGGAGCCCAAAGAACAGCCCUUCAGGCCCGACUCCUCCCUGCUCGUGUCUGCUCUCCGUGGCGAGGCGGGGGGGGAGAGGGCUGCAGAUGGACCCUUCUUCCGACUGGAGCCCUCGGAGCACAGUAACGGCUGUUUCCUGGCUGUGCUCACCAGAGAGCCUGAAGCGCAGGAGCAGGAGUCUGCAGAGGAUGUGCUCGCCAGGGCAGCGGCCACAGGCAUCCUGGACGGCAUCAAGACCACCCGGCCAACCAGGAAGGAGAAGCAUGGUCAACCAAACCGCCAGGCUCCUACGGGUCACAUUCGUACACCUCAGACACGCCCACAUGCCACCGCCAGCUCCCAAUCCAGGGUCAUGGAGCUCAGGAACCGUGAGACUAAGGGCAGUAGUUCUGCCCCGAUGAUCGGGCCUCAGGGAUUGGCUAAUGCAGGACAGCUGUCGCCACGAGGAAAAUGCAAGCCUCGUCACCAACGCCCUCCCAACACCACCCCCUCCAACACCACCCCCUCCAAAACCGCUUCCCACCUCUCCCCAUACUCCACCCUCCAGUCAACCACCAGCCCCUCACGCAAGAGUCUGACCCGCCUCACCAACGUCUCCACCUCCAGCAAACAGCACCGCCCGUCCAAGCCCACUGCCCCCCAGGCCCCCGCUCCUCACCUCUACACCCCCGCAGCUGGCUCCCCGCCGGCCCAGACGGUGGACCCAGGGCAGCCCCAAGGUCAUCAGGAGGUCAUGAGGCCGGUGACCCUGACCCUGCCCCUGGUCCUCUUCCCUAAGUUCUCCUCUCCUAGCAGGCAGGUUCUGCCCCCCCCUCCGGUCUGCCAGAUGAGCAGCCCCGCCAUAGCUCACAGCCAGUGGAGAGGCCAGGCCUUCCAGGUGCCCCUCACCCGCUCCAGUGGAAGCAUCAACAAGGAGGCCUUGGUGAAAAAGAACAGACCCUGGCUCUGAGAGGGUGCCCACACAGAGCGCACACACACACACACACACACACACACACA